Molecule: messenger RNA, 1695 nt
Organism: Aaosphaeria arxii CBS 175.79
Lineage: Eukaryota; Fungi; Ascomycota; Dothideomycetes; Pleosporales
Product: amino acid permease-like protein
Exons: 4
Coding region: 1-1695 (564 amino acids)
Biological process (GO): transmembrane transport
Cellular component (GO): membrane
Molecular function (GO): transmembrane transporter activity
Source: RefSeq, a predicted model, not a curated record
AUGGCGACAAGAAGUGCUUCUAUCACAUCGGCCGCCCGGCGUUCCAUCGCAUCUGCGACCAAGCGACAUGGCUCGGUAUCUGACCCUACUGCCGAUGCGCAGCUCGCGAAAAUGGGUUACAAGAGCGAGCUUCCCAGGAAUUUGAGCAUGUUGAGCGUGCUGGGGUUGAGUUUUGCCAUAAUGGCUGUCCCCUUCGGUCUCAGUACCACAAUGUACAUCACUCUAACGGACGGCCAAAGUGUGACUGUGCUCUGGGGCUGGGUCCUCGUCUCUCUGAUCAGUCUUUCCAUUGCUGCUAGUUUGGCCGAGAUUUGCGCCGUGUACCCAACUGCCGGUGGCGUCUACUACUGGUCGGCCAUGCUUUCCACCCGCAAGUACGCUCCCAUAGCUUCCUGGGUCACUGGAUGGUUGACGCUGGUCGGGAACUGGACCGUCACGCUCUCGAUCAAUUUCUCGGGCGGGCAAUUGGUCCUCUCUGCCAUUACGCUCUGGAAGGAAGAUUUCGUACCGAAUGAAUGGCAGACGAUCCUUAUGUUUUGGGCAGUCAUGUUGGUCUGCAUGCUCAUCAAUAUCUUCGGCGCAAAGUAUCUAGACUUGAUUAAUAAGGUCUGCAUCUAUUGGACCGGUGCCAGUGUGAUUAUCAUCUUGAUCACGCUCUUAACCAUGGCUGAUACGAAGCGGAGUGGAGAGUUUGUCUUCGCCCACUACGACGCGAGUGCCAGUGGCUGGCCUGCGGGUUGGGCAUUCUUCGUUGGCUUACUGCAAGGUGCAUAUGUGCUCACGGGAUACGGCAUGGUCGCAGCAAUGUGUGAAGAGGUGCAGAAUCCCGAGCGAGAGGUUCCCAAGGCCAUCGUUUUGUCCGUCGCAGCAGCCGCAGUUACCGGUGUCGUCUAUCUCGUCCCCAUUCUCUUCGUUCUCCCGGAUGUCCAGACUCUUCUCGAUGUCGCCAAUGGUCAACCUAUUGGGCUACUAUUCAAGACAGUCACCGGGUCCGCAGGCGGUGGCUUCGGUCUCUUAUUCUUGAUCCUCGGUAUUCUCCUUUUCGCUGGCACGGGCGCCCUCACAGCUGCAUCACGAUGCACAUAUGCCUUCGCUCGCGAUGGCGCCAUCCCCGGUUCCAGGCUCUGGGCGAAGGUGGACAAGCGAUUCGACAUUCCCCUUGGAGCACUACUACUCUCCACCGUCGUCGACUGCUUGCUCGGCCUCAUCUAUUUCGGAUCCUCGGCUGCAUUCAACUCCUUCACCGGCGUCGCCACCAUUUGCCUAUCGGCAUCCUAUGGAAUGCCCAUCCUCAUCUCUGUCCUGCGCGGUCGCAAGGCAGUCAAGAACUCCACCUUCUCCCUCGGCCGCUUUGGAUACGCCAUCAACAUCGCAAUGAUCGUUUGGAUCUGCCUGGCCAUCGUCUUGUUCUGCAUGCCUGUCAGUCUUCCUGUGACGGCCGGCGACAUGAACUACGCGAGUGUGGUGUUCGCCGGGUUUGCAGCCAUAAGUGUCAUCUGGUACGUCAUACGCGGACGCAAGUCAUUCAAUGGACCGCCUGUCCCCCAGGAUGUGGCGCCGGGUGAAGAGGUUACGGUGGCAGGGCUUGCAACGGCGGACUCGAGAACGGAGAGGAACAAUGAUGUUGAGCAGAAGAUUUUGGAUGAGAAGCACCGGCCGCACCAGGGUGAUGAGCUUAAAAGCACUUCGUCGUGA